Molecule: messenger RNA, 1485 nt
Organism: Seminavis robusta
Lineage: Eukaryota; Bacillariophyta; Bacillariophyceae; Naviculales; Naviculaceae
Source: the annotation of a GenBank genome assembly
AUGUCCAAGCUCUGCAAAUGCGGUCGACCCAGAGAGAAGAGAGCGGCAGGACCCAGCUCCAACUUUCCCGGACGAGAGUACUAUCGCUGCGACACAUGUGGCAAAUUCGACUGGGCAGCAGACACGGCCAGUUUUGGAUCAUCCACCAAACGAUCCGACGACGAAUUGGCUGGUCCCGUCUGCAACUGUGGGACGGCAACGGUACAGCGUGCCGUCAAAAAGGCCGGACCCAACAAGGGGCGCAAAUUUUGGAGCUGUGCCUCGUGGCCACGAGGUUGCAAGUUUUUUGAAUGGAAAACAGAGAGUACCGGUAGUUGCCCGAGCAGUACUAGUGUUCCCACAAUCGUAACACCGGAACAACCAACCAAGAAGCGACCGGCUCUCCCUGGGUAUGCCUCGUAUGAGACUGACUGGAAACGCAAAGAGCUCUUGCAAAAGCUUCUGGACUCGGGCGUGGAUCAUGCCAAGCUACGCUCGCAAUCGGGGGGUUCCUAUGACGGGUUUGAGUUGGUGGCAGCCUGGAAUAUUCACAAUCCCACCCGGAAAGAAUCUUACGAUCAAGCGGUUCAGAGAGAAAAACACAAAAUAGCGAAAGAUCCCAUUGCGAAAACGGCAGGUGAUAACGAUGGACCCUACAAUCUGGAAACAACCUACAAAGACGUGAUUGAGGAGCUGGGAAAUGAUUUGCUCGCGCAAGGAGAAGUGUUUCUGCUCCAUGGUACCGACCCACGUAAUUUGCACAGUAUUCUCUUCGAAGGUCUAGACCCGGAGGUGUCUCGGAAUGGUACAUUUGGUAGGGGGGUGUACUUUGCCGAGAAUGCUGCCAAAAUUGACCAAUACGCCAUUGCAGACGAAAGGUUUGAUAAAGACGGCAACUUGAAUGAGCUUCACCAAAAGCUCUACGAGCAUCAGAUGCAUCCGCGACGUGUCAGGUAUUGCCUUGUGGCGCGGGUCGUACUUGGACGCACGCAGCGGACUCAAGAUGGCCGGACUGUCAUGGGAACCAAGAAGUUGCCUCUUUACCAGGACGACAAUCACUCGGAACGAACCAGGUUGAAGCCCUUCGAGGAUGGCGUGCAACCCAGUAGUCUCAUUGGUGAAGUUGGCGGCGUCAAAAGUGCAUUCCGAGAAUUUGUUGUGUUUCAACCGGAUCAAAUAUUUGUCCAGUAUGUCAUUGCCUACAGACGAGCACGAAAGUUCUGCGAUUGCAAUCGACCCCUUGUCGAAAGGACCGUCACGAAGCAGACAGAGAAUCGGGGGCGGAAGAUUUUCAUUUGCGGUGCCGGCAAGGAAUCGGGCUGUGGCUUUAUUCGCAUGCUGCCUUUCUGUCAUUGCUUCGACAGUGCUGUCGUCAAGACUAGCGGCAGCGUCAAGAAUCCCAACCGCAAGUACUAUACUUGUCGUAAGAAACGCUGCGAAUUCUUUGAGUGGUGUGAAGCUGUGGUUGGCAGUCCAUCACCUUACAAAAGACAGAGAACCACCUAG